AUGGCACAUGUAUCAUCGUCACAUACGCAUUACUCAGGAAACAGACCGCGUGUAAGAUGUUCACAUUCUUCGCCGAAACCUAUUUAUGAUGAACCAUUCGUAUUUUGUGUUCGAAGCGACCGCUCGCUAUCGUAUUCAUUUCCGUGCCGUGCUUGUUUAAGAGAAGCGAAACUAAAACAACGAGAAUCUUCUACGAAUGUUCGAUAUCAACAGCGAUGCUCUCGUUCACCAUUAAGACCUGUUCGUAUCGAACAUUUAAAUCGACCGAAAACUGUUUCAUCGAUACGAACAUCAAAUAAUUGUAAUUGGGAUAAUUUUAUGAGGAAAAAAAGUAAACACGCUGUUAGAACACCCUAUGCUCUAUGUAAUUUAACAAAAAUUCAGCAAGAAUCAGAAAGUCGUCCACCCUUUGUUAAUUAUGGUGGACGUUAUAAUGAUAAACAAUCUGGGCAAAAACGAACGUACAAUUCAUUCGUUGUCCAUCAAAUGAAACAUGAUGAAAUCGACGACGAACGCGUACGAAGUGCAAUUCGAGAACGACGUCUUCGUCGUGAAGCUGAGAUGUUCUUUCGCGCACAACCAUUCUAUGAUCAAUAUACACAGUCUGCAGAUGAAUAUCGAAAUAGAGGUUCUCGUUCGUCACAAAGUUAA
Rotaria socialis is the source of this 651-nucleotide messenger RNA. The record is from the annotation of a GenBank genome assembly. NCBI's taxonomy places the organism in Eukaryota, Metazoa, Rotifera, Eurotatoria, Philodinida, Philodinidae.